UCUGUACAGGGACCACCUCGGGUCAUUUUUAUCAAGAUGGCAGGAAAGAUUAGCUCCAAAGACGAACUGGAGGAACUGAGAGAGGCGUUUGGCAAAGUUGGUGAGUAGACGACAACUGUGAUUUUAGUUGAUUUAUUUUCUGCAUUAGUAUUUUCAUUAUGAAAUGUUUUCAUAAUACAUGUUACAUUACACACCUAGUCUACAGCUGCUACAUUGUACAGUCCCUGACUUUUUAGUGAUUGAUGUUAGCUCUUCAUUUGUAUUGUUUGGGAACCAGCCCAGGGUUUCUAGAAACAAAAAGUGUUAGCUGAAACUUUUUUUUCAUGAUAUGGUUAAACUCCUGUCUGCAUUUUGUAGACCUCGAUGGCAAUGGCUCCAUCUGUGACUACGAGCUCCAUGAUCUGUUCAAGGAGGCAAACCUUCCCCUGCCUGGCUACAAAGUCAGGGAGAUCAUCCAGAAGCUGGAUCGCAACAAGGACAACAAGAUCAGCUUUGACGAGUUUGUGUCAGUGAGUUGGGGGGGGGGGGGGGGGGUCGUCGAGAGAGGAGACUUUCGCAGUAAUCGAAAUCAGCGGUACUAUUAAAAAAAAAAAAAAAACACCUUAAGACUAGUCAGGUAGAACGCAUGAGAAAUAGAAAUGAGAAGAACACGAGUAAGUAAGCUAUAUACAGGGUCGAUACAAAUACCAUAUUUGGGGGGUAAUUUGACUAGGCAUCAGGAUGUAUGCUAAACAGAGUAGCAGUUCCACGGAGGGCUGAGUGUCUGAAGGUUUUUGCUCCUCCCUUGUACUUCAUUGAUGAAUUUAAAGUCACUAAUUAGUAAAGAACUCCUCUCACCUGGUUGUCUGUCUUAAUUGAAAGGGGAAAAACCCACAGACACUAGGCCCUCCAUGGAAUGAGUUUGACACUCCUUGUGUAGAGUAGGGCUCUCCAGGAACAUAUUUGAAGAGCCCUGGUGUAGAGUGUGUGUAUAGACUGCAAAAAUAAAAUAGAAUGCUCAAUGCAGAUAGUCCAUGUAGCCAUUUUUGUUAGCUAUUUAGUAGUCUAAUGGCUUGGGGGUAGAAGCCGUUCAGGAGCCUGUUGGUGUCAGAUUUGAUACUCCGGGACCAUUUGCUGUGCGGAAGCGGAGAGAACAGUCUGUGGCUGGAGACUUAAAUUGUCCAGGCCUUCCUUUCACACCGCCUGAUAUAGAGGUACUGGAUGGCAGGGAGCUCGGCCCAGUGAUGUGCUGACCGCACCACGCUUUGUAGCGAUCGAGGGCGGUACAGUUGCCAUACCAAGCAGUGAUGCAGUCAGUCAAGAUGCUCUCAAUGGUGCAGCUGUACAACUUUUUGAGGAUUUGAGGGCCCAUGCCAAACCUUUUCAGCCUCCUGAGGAAGAGGCACCAUCGUCACGUCUAUUUGCAUGCGUGCGUGUGGACCAUUUUAAGUCCUUAGUGAUUUGGACACUGAGCAACUUGAAGCUCUCGACCCGCUCCACUGCAGCCCCGUAUGUGGAUCGGGGCGUGCUCGCCACCCCCCUCUUUCCUGUAGUCCACCAUCAGCUCCUCAGUCUUACUGACGUUGAGGGAGAGGUUGUCACUGACCUCAUCCCUGUAGGCUCUCAUCGUCGCCGGUGAUCAGACCUACCACCGUUGUGUCGUCAGCAAACUUGAUGGUGUGUGGCCAGUACUGGGAGAACAGGAGGGGACUAGGCACACCCCUGUGGGGCCCCUGUGUUGAGGGUUAUUGUGGUGGUGAUGUUGCCUACCCUCACCACCUGGGGUCGGCCCGUCAGGAAAUCCAGGAUUCAGUUGCAGAGGGAGGUGUUCAGUCCCAAGCUUGGUGAUGAGCUUGGAGGGGACUGAUCUGUAGUCAAUGAACAGCGUUCUCACAUGGGUAUUCCUCUUAUCUAGGUGAGUGAGGGCAGUGUGGCGUGCACUUGAGAUUGCAUUGUCUAUGGUUCUGUUGGGGUGGAAUGCAAAGUGGACUGGGUCUGGGGUGAUUUGCGUUGUGUGCCAUAACCAGCCUUUGUCAGAGUUGGUGUCAGCAGGUCAAGUUUGGCGCAUUUGUUCCAGUUGGUCAGGGACUUCUUGUUGGGAGGGCUACCUAUCCCUCUGAUUAAGGGAACCAUCUUUUGUCUCCUUUGUAAAAUCAAGUGAGGUUUAAUUCCCUUUGCAUUGACCAUUCUAUUUUAUUUUUCACAUGAAUUUCAGAUAGUCCAUGUAGCCAGUUUGUUAGCUAUUUAGCAGUCUUAUUUCUCUCUUAACCCCUAACCCUAUUUUUAACCCUAAUUCCUAAGCCUAAAAUGGUCUUAAGUGAGGACUAGCAAAAUGUCCUCAAUUUUAGUUGAGUACUUCUGGUACUCACAAGUAUAGUAAAAUGUGUGUGGCGGGUACACACAAAUUAGGUCAGAAUAGUGGUGUUCCCGUAUCUUGUUUUACCCGUGAUGAGAGGACUGUAAUUUAGUGCUAGUCUCCAUUUUGAGUAAUGAUGUGACAUCUGGCAUCCCAGAAGGGAAAAAAAACUAAUUCAAUCUAUUUAAGGCCAUUUCUCAUAGCUCAAUUAUUAUUAUUUUUUUGGGGGGGGGCAUAAUUUUUAUAUCCCGAAUAUUCAGCCUCUUUUGUAUGGGUUAGCCUAGCCACAGUUGUGGUGUUAUGUCAGAAAGGGGCUGUGAUAUUUUUUUUGUUGCUAUAAUGGAUUACAUUAUUUUUUUAAUGUUGAGAUUAACAUGAACGAUAUCCAUUCAUUGAAAGCAAAUGAAAUCACAAAUGCCUUAUUUAUGAAGGGAAAUGCAUUCUAUUGUGGUUACCAUGGGCUUUGCUUAUCUACAGUGCAUGAGCAAUGUAAGCUAGCUAACGCCACAUGAUCCUAUGUUUGUGCUGUUGUGGCAUACUUUUAACAUGUCACUCAAUACCAGACUGAGUAGCUGGUGACCACUCAGACUACUGAGAUCAGCAGGUGUCAGGUCAGAGAUUAUACACGUUAGGGCCUGUGAAUACAAAAACCUUGAUUUACUUGACUCAAACUUUGGCUCCUGUAUGGAUUAUAGGCCAUUGACAAAUGUCUUUCUAACCCAACAUACACCCCCCCCCAUAUCCUUAUUGCACAAAACAUUUCCUCUGGCCAUUCAGCAUACAUUAUCUCAUAAUAUGUUGACUUCUUACAAAGGAGGAUCAAAUGUUUGGUACAGAGGCACUUAGCUUUCUGGUAAACACUGGUGUUUUUGUUACCAUAUGGCCUGUCCCCAGUGAGAACCUUACUGAAUAGAAUGGCAGCUAACAGACUUUCUGUUUUGACUCGUGCAACUGACUCUGGAGAUGACGACGCAAUUCCUUUUUACACAGAUAAUGCUAAUUUAUAUUGACUGAGCCUAACGUAAGCAUAAAUGUAUUAGGAUCUUGAAGAGGGAAGUCAUGACUUGUGGGAGCUUAAAUGCACUUCGCCCUCUACGGCAGAUCUUCCAGGACUUGAAGAGCAGUGACAUUGCCAAAAGCUUUCGGAAGGCCAUUAACAGGAAGGAGGGAAUCCUGGCCAUAGGGGGGACAUCUACGCAGUCCAGCGAGGGAACACAACACUCCUUCUCUGGUGAGCUGCUCACUGCAUCUCCUACCACUUCUACUAAUGUCAUUACAUUACAGUAUGUUGUACUGUGUAUACGUAGGCUCUUUGAUUUAAUCUAGGGGAAUCUUACUCAUUAAUUUAGGUAGAUACCCCGUCUAUCUCUAAUCUCAUAGUGGAUUGAUUAGUCAAUCGAAAACAAUAACUGGGUUUCUGGGAUGUCAUAGAAAAUAUUAUUCCUGUGUAGUGAGAAACCAUGUGUAUGAAGCAGUGGCUGCUCCUCAGAGGAGGAAGGGGAGGACCAUCGGUGAAUUUCAUAAAGUGAAACAUUUAAAGCGACAAUUUUUAGAUAAAACUAUACUAAAUAUACACCACCAAAUAAUUGAUUAAAACACACUGUUUUCCAAUGAAGGUCUACAGUAGCCUCAACAGCACUCUGUAGUGUAGCACCACGGUGUAGUUGUAGGACAGCUAGUUUCUGUCCUCUGGGUACAUUGACUUCAAUACAAAACCUUGUAUUGGCUCUUGGUUUUCACCCCCUUCCAUAGACUUACACAGUAAUUAUUCAGGAGGACGUCCUCCAACCUAUCAGAGCUCUUGCAGCAUGAACUGACAUUUUGACCAUCCAUCAAAGGAUCGGAUAAUUAAUAUAGUACUGAAAGCAUAAGCUACAGAUGGCUAGCAGUGCAUAGAAUGUGAUGAGUAGUUGUCUCAGACAAUAAUUGAACAGUUUUGAACAAUAAUUUUCUUGAAAAAUUAGUGAGUGGGAGAGCGAGAGAUUUAGCUAGCUAAUUUAGCCUACUCAAACACCUGAGGGGGCUGCUAUGUUAGCUAGCUGGCUAUGGCUAUCCAACACUGGAACUUUUCCAAGUCAAGUUAAGCAUUUGGUUUUAUUAAUUUAUUGCCACUGGGGCCUGCCGGUGUACAUUAUAUUAUAGUAAUUUAGCAGACGCUCUUAUCCAGAGCGACUUAGUUAGUAAGUGCAUACUUUUUUUUCGUACUGGUCCCCCGUGGGAAUCGAACCCACAACCCUGGCAUUGCAAACGCCAUGCUCUACCAACUGAGCUACACGGUAACUGCUAAAGUGCUUGCUGACUGUACUGCAUGAUUGUAUUGGGUUUAUGAAUGUGUUAGUUCUAUUAGCAAUGUUGACUAUGACGUUAUAUAAUAUGGUAACAACUAUGUAGGCUGUGUCUAGUGGUUAUGAUAUGAAGGUUUGGCUUGGAAAGGCUUUUUUCGCCUGGUCAGACAGCUGAGGUGUUGUGCACUGAAGUCCACAAGCGAAGGGAAAAGGUGAGAGGAGGAGCGUGUUGCUGCGAGAAGGAAUUACAACAGGCAAAGUGAUCAUGCUGUUUGUAUGUGGCUGCUAUGAAAGUGAACUGUGUUUGUGUGAUCAGGGGUGUAUUCAUUCCGCAGAUUCUGUUGAAACACGUUCCUUAAACGGAACGGGGAUAAACAUAACUGAAUUUGUCCAAUAGAAACUCUUGUUUGCAACUUGUACUAAUGAUUACGCCCUAGAUCAGCUAGAUGCAGGCAAGCGUGUGCAAGGCGGUGUUUAAUAAUAAUAAUAAUAUGCCAUAUAGCAGACGCUUUUAUCCAAAGCGACUGGCAGUCAUGCGUGCAUACAUUUUUUUUGUGUACGGGUGGUCCCGGGGAUCGAACCCACUACCUUGGCGUUACAAGCGCCAUGCUCUACCAGCUGAGCUACAGAGGCUGUCACCCUGAUUACUAAAGAUUCUCAACUUGUGCACCUACAUUGUAAACUUUCAUUCAUAGGCUAGGUUGUAGCAACCUCAUGAUGGGUGUAGGGAAAUUUGAGUGUCAUGUAGUAGCCUAAAUCUAUCGACGUUACCUGGAGCUGGGUGAAUGGAAUAUGAAUGACAGUCAUCCAAUAUGCUGAAAUAAGGCCAUGCUCAUAAAAUGUUUUAUCGUCCUCCUUCAUCUUAAACUGCACUGACCGCCACUGGUAUGACGUGGUGCUGGUUGUUGGCUGAGUCUUUCCCUGUGCUGCCCUAUGCAGAGGAGGAGCGGUACGCGUUUGUCAACUGGAUCAACACAGCGCUGGAGAAUGACCCUGACUGCAAGCACGCCCUGCCCAUGGACCCCAACUCAGACUCCCUCUUCAAGGCCCUGGGCGACGGCAUCGUUCUCUGGUGAGACCAUAGAUUUAUAUAAUUGUGUUCUACAUAAUUAGGCCCUUCAAGCCUUACAGACCCUAACACAGCUAUUUUUCCUUACACGUUUUGGUUUGAAAUGGGGCAUACCUGUGUCUUCCAACAUUAGGACCCCUCAUAAACCAGCUGUUUGUUUUUAUGUGCUCCAUGUAGUAAAAUGAUCAACCUGUCGGUGCCAGACACGAUUGACGAGAGGACCAUAAACAAGACUAAGCUGACACCGUUCACAAUACAGGUCCUUACAAACUCAACCAAACUGGUCAUAUACUGUAGUUGACUUGAGUGAUUGUUAGAUUUAGCCAUUCCACCCCAUGCUGUUUUGAGGAAGGAAGCUAUUGUGUAGAUAUAAUUUGUCAUCUCUGUUUAUGUACAUAAUAUGGGAGGCCCUGUUUUUCUCUUUCCUGCACGGACUUCAAAACAGUUUCUGUUCGUCCUACAGGAGAAUCUGAACCUGGCUCUGAACUCUGCCUCUGCCGUUGGCUGCCACGUGGUGAACAUCGGGGCUCUGGACCUUAGGGAGGGGAAGCCCCACCUGGUGCUGGGCCUGCUGUGGCAGAUCAUCAAGAUCGGCCUUUUCGCUGACAUCGAGCUCAGCAGGAAUGAAGGUGAGGGACUUUCACAGCACAAUCAUGGUCUUGGUGACUCAUGAACCUGGUAUUCAUCAUGUUAUGAUGGAUAUUUUUGUUUGCUUUUCUAUUUACCAACUUCUAUGUUUGUGCUUUUCUAUAAACCAAUUUCUGUGUUCAUGCAAGUGACGGAACGAAUUCUCACUAUCAGUAUCUGUAAUUUGGCAGUAUGCCCAGAACCUUGUUUAGAGAAAGGGAUAUCUCAGUUUCAUGGUCUCAGUUUAGAGAGAAGAAGCCUUGUGAGGUAUUGGUCGGUCACAUGCAUGACCCAGUAUUGGUCGUCACAUGAAUGAAGCAAACAUUAAUUAUGAAUGAUGAAUAAGCUAAAUCAUGCAAAUAUAACUUGUGAGUAUAUAAGGGAACUAAAGGGACUGCCCCGUUAGAGCUCCUGACAGACAUUCACUAUGGUGCAUUAAGUUUGUUGGAACCUCUCCAGUGCGCUGACAAUAAACAAUGAUUCAUUUAAGAUUGACUUUGAGUGUCCCUGUGAGAAUUUCCACGUGUUAUUCCUCAUCACGGUACAUUUACCCAUUACAAGGCGCAAAGGUGUCUUUCCUUUUUGUCACAACAUUGUGACGUUGAGCUAGUCUGUCCUCAGUGUUGGAGUGGCUUUUCCUGGCUAAAGACCUCUCUGGUCCGUGAGUGUUGCGGUGAGUAGCUGACCGUAUGUCCUGUGGCCCCGUCUCCUCAGCCCUGGCUGCUUUGCUGAGGGAUGGAGAGACCCUGGAGGACUUGAUGAAGUUGUCUCCAGAGGAGCUGCUGCUGCGCUGGGUUAACUUCCACCUGGAGAACGCUGGCUGGGAGAAAAUCAAUAACUUCAGCUCGGACAUCAAGGUAUGGAUAUGUACAGUGCCUUCAAAGUAUUCACACCCCUUUACUUUUUCCACAUUUUGUUACAAAGUGAAAUUAAAACCGAAAUUAUUUUUUUUAUUGUAAUUUUGUUAGUGAUCUACACUUCUGUCAAUGUGGAAGAAAAAUUCUAACCUUUUGAAAAAAGGAAAAAUAUAACACUAUCUUGAUUUAGAUAUGUAUUGACUCAGGUGGUUGAAUACUUGUUAAAAUCACCUUUGGCAGCUAUUACAGCUGUGAGUCAUUAUGGGAAAGUCUCUCAGCUUUACACACCUGGAUUGUGCAAAUUCUUCAAGCUCUGUCAAAUUGGUUGUUGAUCAUUGCAAGACAACCAUUUACAGGUCUUGCAAAAGAUUUUCAAGCAGAUUAGUCAAAACUGUUAGUCUAGUGUCCUGCUGAAAGGUGAAUUCAUCUCCCAGUGUCUGGAAUGCAGACUGUACCAGGUGUUUGAAAAUUAUGGAGAGUGGUACUCAGUAAUGUGUUGUCUUGGAUUUGCCCCAUACAAAACACUUUGUAUUCGGGACAAAAAGGGAAUUGCUUUGUCACAUUUUUUGCAGUAUUACUUUAGUGCGUUGUUGCAAACAGGAUGCAUGUUUUGGAAUAUUUUUAUUCUGUACAGGUUUCCUUUUCACUCUGUCAAUUAGGUUAGUAUUGUGGAGUAACUACAAUGUUGAUCCAUCCUCAGUUUUCUCUUAUCACAGCCAUUAAACUCUGUAACUGGCCUCAUGGUGAAAUCUCUGAGCGGUUUCCUUCCUCUCUGACAACCGAGUUAGGAAGGACGCCUGUUUAAUAACUUGACCAUGCUCAAGGGGAAUUUCAAUGUCUUCUUUUCUAUUUUUAGCCAUCUACCAAUAGGUGUCCUUUGUGAGGUAUUGGAAAAUCUUUGUGGUUGAAUCAGUUUGAAAUUCACUGCUCGACUGAGGGCCCUUACAAUUAUCUGUAUGUGUGGGGUACAGAGAUGAGGUAGUCAUUCAAAACCAUGUUAAACAAAGUGAGUCCAUGCAACUUAUUAUGUGACUUGUUAAGCACAUUUUUACUCCUGAACUUAUUUAGGCUUGCCAUAACAAAGGGGUUGAAUAGUUAUUGAAUCAAGACAUUUCAGCUUUUCAUUUUUAAUUAAUUUGUGAAAAUGUCAAACAUAAUUCCACUUUGACAGUAUGGGGUAUUGCCAGUGACGACAAAUCUCAAUUUAAUCACUUUAAAUUAACGCUGUAAUGCAACAAAAUGUGGAUAAAGUCAAGGGGUGUGAAUACUUUCUGAAGGCACUGUCUAUGGUUUGUUUACUGUUUCUAUAUGGUUAAUAAAGUGUAAUACUAUUCUGUUGUCCUCACAAAGAAGUAGUGGAACAAUAGCUAAAUAAAAUGAUUAAGACUCAAACAAGGCUUUAUCCAAAUCUGGACUCUUAACCUUCUAUUCUUUCAAAGCGUACAAUUCUUUGCUGGAAAGUGUUUUCAUGCCUGUGCUUUAUAUUUCUGACUAUCUUUUCUUUAUCGGACAGACUUUUCAACCUGUAAAGGUACUUCAUAGAUCAACUUCCUUACUGUAUAGGAAUUGACAAUAGCUUCAUACAUGUGUCAAGGUCAUUGUACUGUAUUAAUAUUUUAAUUUUCUGUCAUGGUCAUUGCAUACCUGUCCAUUGUGUCUUGUGUUCCCAUGUGGCCUGCACAACCUUGUAUCCCAGUGUGCUUGUUUCCAAUGCUAAGAUUCAAACAAGAUGUCGGUCUCUCUGUUUCAGGACUCCAGAGCCUAUUUCCACCUCCUCAACCAAAUCGCCCCCAAAUACACAGAGGAAGACCAGCCACACACAGACAUCAGCAUGGCAGGCUUCAGUGUAAGCACCUUUACGGAGAAUAUACAAAUUCCAUACACAGAUAACCUGAGACCAUUGAUUUAACAUGGCUAAGAAAAUUGAGGGCUACAUGAAAUGUGUCCUUAGCAUGAACCUGUGGUGUCUAUGUCCUGUAGGAGAUGGAUGACCUGAAGAGGGCAGAGAACAUGCUUCAGCAGGCUGACAGGCUGGACUGUCGUCAGUUUGUCACCCCAACCGACGUAGUCUCUGGCAACCCCAGACUCAACCUGGCCUUUGUGGCCAAUGUCUUCAACAAGUACCCGUCUCUCACCAAGCCUGAGGGAGAGGGAAUCGACUGGGGGCUGCUGGAAGGUGGGUGCUGAGCUAGUCUGUUGGUCAUGAGGUUGCUGUGUGGAUUCUGUCCAGUGUACAUUGUAUUCCCUGAGACCCUAAAAUCACCCCACAUCUCUAUUUUCUAUUUAGGUGAGACACGAGAAGAGAGAACAUUCAGGAACUGGAUGAAUUCCCUGGGCGUGAACCCACAUGUCAAUCAUCUGUAUGGGUAUGUACCAAAUGCAACUAAUGACUUGCAUGGAAAAUUAACAUGCCAAUGACAUACUGCUGAUAACAUGCUCCCUACCAGUGGUAUUCAUACACAGGGUCAGGUUUCUUUAUUUAUUAUCAAGUAUCAAGGAGUAACCUAUAUAACUAAUAUCUUUACUCUAUAGAGACCUAGCAGACGCCUUGGUCAUCCUCCAGCUUUAUGAAAAGACAAAAGUACCCGUCGACUGGACGAACAAAGUCAACAAGCCACCAUAUCCCAAGAUUGGGACAAACAUGAAAAAGGUUGACUAUAUUCUCAAUCCAUUUUCCUCCAUUUAUUUUUUACUUUGAAAGAAUGCAAAAUGAUGAUCAUACUGCAUAAUUGACUAUUUCUGUCUUCAACUAUUCAGAAGCUCAUAGAGCAAAAUCACACCGCUCAAAUUCCAGUUCUGGAUAGAGACUAACGUCAUGUUUCUCUUAUAAUAUAAUAUAAUAUGCCAUUUAGCAGACGCUUUUAUCCAAAGCGACUUACAGUCAUGCGUGCAUACAUUUUGUUUGUUUGUGUAUGGGUGGUCCCGGGGAUCGAACCCACUACCUUAGCGUUACAAGCGCUGUGCUCUACCAGCUGAGCUACAGAGGACCACUCUUAAUUCCUACUGUGUUUUGUCUGCUCUCUCAGUUGGAGAACUGCAACUAUGCAGUGGAUCUGGGGAAGACGAUGGCCAAGUUCUCUCUGGUUGGCAUCGGUGGGCAGGACCUGAACGAUGGCAACGCCACCCUGACGCUGGCUCUGCUGUGGCAGCUCAUGAGGAGGUGAGUCUUAGCACAUGCUUAGAUCAAGAUGUAACAUACCUUUACUGCUUCUCAGUAAAUCAGGGUCAUAAGAGAAGGCAGCAUAGGGCAAAAUGUUUUGUAAACCUGGACCUCAGGCAACAGCACUGGAAUAUUGUUCAUGUUAGUUCUUAAGCAGAUCUUGAUAAAUAAGUUGAUUUUAUUUUUCAUUUACUCUUGCCUGACCUUCAGUGAUUGCCUGCUGACCACUGCUGAGUGCCCCAGAAACUGAUCAAUAUUCUAGCUAACGCUUGACAUCUCUCCUAGAUAUACGCUGAAUGUACUGGAGGACUUGGGAGAUGGACAGAUGGCUAAUGAUGACAUCAUUGUCAAAUGGGUCAAUACAACCUUGUCAGAAGCGGGGAAAACAACAAAGAUCUCAAGCUUCAAGGUUUGUCAAGCUUUAUUGAUAUAUUUAGGUUAUAUUUUAAAUAAAUGCAUUUCUUUGUUACCGUAAUUUUCGGACUAUAAGCCGCGCCUUUUUUCCCAUUUUUCGACCCUGCGGCUUAUAUAACGGUGCGGCUAAUCUAUGGAUUUUUACAGCUAACGGCCACUAGAAGACCUCCUAAAUCUAUGGAUUUUACAGGUUACAGUCCACCAACUUUAACUCUAUGGGCUCUAUGACCGGUCCGCGCCCCCCACCUUUAAGCGGCGGGCUCCAGCAGGAAAAGCUGGAGGCCGGAAAAGAGUGAGACAGGUAGCGCGCAAAAGUGGAACCGAGAGUGGUACGAGAGACAGAACGAGAGACAGAACGAGAGCAAGACAGACAGACAUUACGAGAGCGAGACAGUUUGUCUCUUUCCCGACAAUCCCCUCUGUGCAUGAACCCUUACAUAUGGUAAUUAAACAUUAAAACACCUGCGGCUUAUAGUCCAGUGCGGCUUAUAUGUACACAUCAUUCAAUAUCAUUCAAUUUAGCUGCUGCGGCUUAUACUCCGGUGCGCCUUAUAGUGCAGAAAAUACGGUAGUUAUUUGACAUAGAAAGUUUUAGUAUGCAUCUAUGUUCUGUAGUGAUAUUCAGUCAAUACCUCCAAUCAGCAGACCUAAUCUGUGACAUACCACAAAUUCUGACACUACUUGAGCUGAUUUGUGAAGCAGGUAUUUGACACUGUCUUCUCCCCUUGAUUGUCAGGACAAGGAGAUCAGCACCAGUUUACCAGUGGUGGACCUGAUUGAUGCCAUCCAACCUGGCAGCAUCAGCUAUGACCUGGUCAAGACUGGCAGCCUGGCAGCUGAGGACAAGCUGGAUAAUGCCAAGUAAGACUUCCACUGAUGAACGUGUCCAGACAAACUUUGAUAUGGAUUAGUGACCUGUAAGACACUAAUUCAAGCUUCAAUUACUUCUUGGUUUUUGCUAUACUUCCUGUUAAAAACAUGAAAUAUGGGGGGUUGCGAGAAGUACAGUGCCUUCAGAAAGUAUUCACACCCCUGGACUUUCUCCACAUUUUGUUGUUACAGCCUGAAUUUGAAAUGGAUUAAAUUGAGAUUGUCACUGGGCUACACACAAUACCCCAUAAUAUCAAAGUGAAAAUAUGUUUAAUUUUUCUUUUACAAAUGAAUUAAACAUGAAAAGCUGAAACGUCUUUAGUCCAUAAGUAUUCAACCCCUUUGUUAUGGCAAGCCUAAAUACGUUCAGGAGUAAAAAUGUGCUUAACAAGUCACAUAAUAAGUUGCAUGGACUUACUGUGUUCAAUAAUAGUGCUUAACAUGAUUUUUGAAUGACUACCUAAUCUUUUUUAUCCCAAACAUACAGAUAAUUGUAAGGUCCCUCAGUCGAGCUGUGAAUUUCAAACAGAUUCAACCCAAAGACCAGGGAGAUUUUCCAAUGCAUUGCAAAGAAGGGCACCUAUUGGUAGAUGGGUAAAAAUAAUAAAAGCAGACAUUGAAUAUCCCUUUUGAGCAUGGUGAAGUUAUUAAUUACACUUUGGAUGGUGUAUCAAUACACCCAGUCAAUAAGAUACAGGCAUCCUUCCUAACUCAGUUGCAGGAGAGGAAGGAAACCACUCAGGGAUUUCACCAGAGGCCAAUGGUGACUUCAAAACAGAGUUUAAUGGCUGUGAUGUGAGAACUGAGGAUGGAUCAACAUUGUAGUUACUCCACAAUACUAACCUAAUUGACAGAGUGAAAAGAAGGAAGCCUGUACAGAAUAAAAUAUUUCAAAACAGAGUCCUGUUAGCAACAAGGCACUAAAGUAAUACUGCAAAAAAUGUGGCAAAGCAAUUUACUUUUUGUCCUGAAUCCAAAGCGUUAUGUUUGGGGCAAAUACAACAUUACUGACUCGGUACCCCUCUCCAUAUUUUCAAGCAUAGUGGUGGCUGCAUUAUGUUAUGGGUCUACUUGUCAUCGUUAAGGACUGGGGAGUUUUUCAGGAUAAAAAUAAACGGAAUGGAGCUAAGCACAGAUAAAAUCCUAGAGGAAACCCUGGUUAAGUUUGCUUUCCACCAUACACUGAGAGAUGACUUCACCUUUCAGCAGGACAAUAAUCUAAAACACAAGGCCAAAUCUACACUGGAGUUGCUUCCCAAGAAGACUGUGAAUGUUCCAGAGUGGCUGAGAUAGUUAAGUUAUAUCUACUUGAAAAUCUGUGGCAAAACCUGACUGGUUGUCUAGCAAUGAUCAACAACCAAUUUGACAGCUUGAAGAAUUUUUUAAAAAUUAUAUGAAUGGGCAAGUGUUGCAGGCUUUCCACACCUGGAUUGUGCAGCAUUGGCCGUGCAGCAUUUACGGUGAUAUGGCCUCUGCAGAAGUCAGGACAUUCAUACUUCUUGCGCUUCGCGGAGCAGCACAGAGCUGUUGAGCAGAGCUGUUGUCAAGGAAGUGCGUUAGUUUAUACAGUGCAUUCGGAAAGUGUUCAGACCCCUUGACUUUUUCCACAUUUUGUUACAUUACAGCCUUAUUCUAGAAUGGAUUAAAUAGUUUCCCCCCCUCAAUCUACCCACAAUACCCCAGGUUUUUAGGAGUGUUGCUAAUUUAUUACAAAUAAACUGAAAUAUCACAUUUUACAUAAGUAUUCAGACACUUUACUCAAUACUUUGUUGAAGCACCGUUGGCUGCGAUUAUAGCCUCAAGUCUUCUUGGGUAUGAUGCUACAAGCUUGGCACACCUGCAUUUGGGGAGUUUCUCCCAUUUCUUCUCUGCAGAUCCUCUCAAGCUCUGUCAGGAUGGAUGGGGAGCGUCGCUGCAGAGCUAUUUUUAUGUCUCUCCAGAGAUGUGCGAUUGGGUUCAAGUCUGGGCUCUAGCUGGGCCACUCGUCCUGAAGCCACUCCAGUGUCGUCUUGGUUGUGUGCUUAGGGUCGUUGUCCUGUUGGAAGGUGAACAUUCGCCCCAGUCUGAGGUCCUGAGCGCUCUGGAGUAGGUUUUCAUUAAGGAUCUCUCUGUACUUUCCUACGUUCAUCUUUCCCUCGAUCCUGACUAGUCUCCCAGUCCCUGCUGCUGAAAAACAUCCCCACAGCAUGAUGCCGCCACCACGUUUCAACGUAGGGAUGGUGCCAGGUUUCCUCCAGACGCAACGCUUGGCAUUCAGGCCAAAGAGUUCAAUCUUGGUUUCAUCAAACCAGAGAAUCUUGUUUCUCAUGGUCAGUCCUUUAGGUGCCUUUUGGCAAACUGCAAGCGGGCUGUCAUGUGCCUCCCACUGAAGAGUGGCUUCCAUCUGGCCACUCUACCAUAAAGGCCUGAUUGGUGGAGUGCUGCAGAGAUGGUUGUCCUUCUGGAAGGUGCUCCACAGAGGAGCUCUGUCGGAGUGACCAUCUGGCGCUUUGUCACCGCCCUGAUUGCUCAGUUUGGCCAGGCGGCCAGCUCUAGGAAGAGCCUUGGUGGGUCCAAACUUCUUCCAUUUAAAAAUGGAGGCCACUGUGUUCUUGGACCUUCAAUGCUGCAGAAAUGUUUUGGUACCCUUCCCCAGAUCUGUGCCUCGACACAAUCCUGUCUCGGAGCUCUACGUACAAUUCCUUCAACCUCAUGGCUUGGUUUUUGCUCUGACAUGCACUGUCAACUGUGGGACCUUGUACAGACAGGUGUGUGCCUUUCCAAAUCAUGUCCAAUCAAUUGAAUUUACCGCAGGUGGACUCCAAGUUGUAGAAACAUCUCAAGGAUGAUCAAUGGAAACAGGAUGCACCUGAGCUCAAUUUCGAGUCUCAUAGCAAAGAGUCAGAAUACAAACAUUUCUUCUUUUUUUCACAUAAAAAACGGUUUUCGCUUUGUCAUUAUGGGGUAUUGUGUGUAGAUUGAGUGGGGGUAAACAAUAAUUAAUCCAUUUUAGAAUAAGGCUGUAAUGUAACAAUGUGGAAAAAGUCAAGGGGCAUGAAUACUUUCCGAAUGCACUGUACAGGACCUCCCGCCCCACCUACUGUCAACCAAUAAUGUCAAUACAGAGCUAUAUGGAGCCCUCCGCAUAGUUACAAAAUUUGGGAGCCGUACGGCGAUGCAGUACGGAGCUCAAUUUGGCCUCUGCGUGUCUCCGCAGGCUCCGCAAUUGCGUCACACCCUCCAUAGGAAGCCUCUGACCACAUUUUCAGAUCAAGAAUAAAUUGGCUUUUACCCAGAGACUCACAGCUGUAAUCGCUGCCAAAGGGGCUUAUACACAAAGUAUUAACUCAGGGGUGUGAAUACUUAUAUAUUUCAUUUUCAAAAAUGUCUGAAGAUGUUUUCACUGUCAUUAUGGUGUAUUGUGUGUAGAUGGGUGAGUAAAUUGUUUUCCAUUUUGAAUUCAGGCUGUAACACAACAAUGUGGAGUAAGUUGAGGUGUAUGAAUACUUUGAAGGCACUUUAUAUAUUCAGAAGUCAUACGUAUGAAUAUUCAACAAAUGGUGAUCAAUAUUAAAUGAAACUACCUAUUUCCGCUCUUAGAUAUGCCGUUUCCAUGGCGAGGAAGAUCGGGGCGCGUGCCUACGCUCUCCCAGAUGACCUGGUGGAGGUCAAGCCCAAGAUGGUAAUGACAGUGUUUGCAUGCUUGAUGGGCCGGGGGAUGAAGUGGUCUUAACCGACUGGCUGUGCCACUUUGGCAUCGGCAAACUACCCACAAACCAUUUGCUUGAUGAAGGGCCACCCGGGAAUGAAGAAAGACGUGGAAGAAAAUGUUUGCUAACAGACAUUUGAGACCCUAAAAUUUUGCGUGUUGGUAUUUCAACCUAGUUUUGAACAGCAGUAUGUUUACUACAAAAUAUUGUGCAAUCUUAUUUAAGGUAAGCCCAUAACAUAAUGUUUCUGAAGAAGACUAGGCCUGUUAGAGGAUAACUUGGUAUGUUACUUUUCAAUAUGCAACACUCCAUUCACCUUUCAGAAUGCUGUAUGUUAUAAGUGUAUU
Molecule: messenger RNA, 15653 nt
Organism: Coregonus sp. 'balchen'
Lineage: Eukaryota; Metazoa; Chordata; Actinopteri; Salmoniformes; Salmonidae
Source: the annotation of a GenBank genome assembly